AUGGUUAAAACUGUCACGUUGUUCCCAGGCGGAGCAGGCGUGAAGGUGCAGGUUUUUUUGUGUUUUGUUGUUGUUGUUGUUGCUAUUGAUUUAGCAGCGACGACGAUGGUGGGAUGGGAUGCGCCCCGGCGUACCCGUAUAUGGUUAAUCGGCGAGAAGACUCUGGACGCUAACCGCUAUGCCACCAAGAAGACGGUGGCGCAGGGCAUGCUGGACGUGGCCCUCCUCACCGCUAAUGCCUCGCAGCUCAAGUACGUGUUGGAGGUGGGCGAGAAGCACCCCUACUACACAGUCAUGCUGGCCCUCAUCGUCACCUCCCUCGUCCUCCAGGUGCUGGUGGGCGUACUCUUCAUGAUUAUUGGCGCCAUGGACAUUAACGAUCCCGAACAGCAAACUGCCGCUAACAUUUUGAACAACAUCAUCCUCAUCUUCGUCUUCGUCAUUUCCACGGAUAACAUUAUCAUUUCUUCCUUCGGAAUAGACUCUAUGAAAAUAAAUCCUCCAGGUGCCUUUAUCAGCGGCAAUAAAACGGAAUGAGGUAACAAGGGCUUUGACCUGACCACCACUCACCUGUAUAGCCUCUUAUCAUACCAGUCAUCCUCCAUAUCGUCCUCUCAUCCUCCUCCAUACCUGCUAGGCAUCCUCCUCCAUAUCUACUAGGCAUCCUCCUCCACACCUGCUAAGUACCCACCAUCGCUCACACCUGGCGGUGGUGGCGGGAAUGCAGCCGUGGUGGAGAGCCGAGAAUGUGUUGCUGGAGCCCCUGUGAUCACCACCAGUGCCUCUCCCCCACACCUCAGCUCACCACAACAUAACUAUCGUGUAAAUGUCGCCAUGGAACUAUUUCCGCGCAUUACUGAGAGUAUAAAUAUAUUUUUGACACUUCGUGUAAUGGUUUCCGAAAAAAAUUAGCUCGAUCAAUGAAGGUACAUCAAUCAAUAUUCAGUAUUUUAAAAUCAUUUAAAUAGGCCUUCCGUUUACUCAAUCAAGUAAGUCAUCAAAAUUUUAGAGAUCUCUUAUUCCAUUCCGGUAUGAUGUUAAAUCAAGUUUCCUUCAUUGGUUAGCUUUUUUAACGAAAGUAUAGACUAAACUUUUGAAGAAAACGAAGAGCUUUUGGAAUGUAAUUUUUUGUAAUAUAGUAAUUGGAAGUCGAAAAUGGCAAUCUGAAAAAUGUCUACAAAUUGAGUAAAUGAAUGUAUGGAGACAGGCUGGAGUGUGAGCGAGGCCCAGACAGAAGCAGCAUCAGGCUACACUUAACAAAAAAAUUUAAGUAAUAUAUAAGAUAAAAAGAUGUAUUCUUCGGAAUAAUGGGAAAGAUUUUGCUCUAAAUCUAAUAAGCAGAUAGUGUUCUUAACCGACAGUGUUGUCAGAAGUAACAGUAAAAUCUAUGUGAUUCGUAGUUUAAUAGAUUAGUUAUUCACGCCGCCUAUGAUUACAUAACAAGAUUUGUUUUAAUUGUGAAGUAUAAAUUUGUAUGAUACAGUAAAUACAAGAUAAACGAUACAUUACCAGAGAUAUGUCCUCAAGUCCCAAUUAAAGCCAUUAAAUAAAAUUAAUGCUUCACAUUUUACUUCAUUUUCCAUUUUGUUAGUAAGUUCUUCAUGUGAGUACGACGAGGAGCUGGCUGUGCAAGCCAUACAACUCUCCGCACACACAUUUAUAAUAAAAUUAACCAUAAUAUAUUUACUGUAAUAGCAAUUAAUUUGUGUUACUGAUUAAACAUGAAGUAUUAUAUGUUCAGGUGAGUAUGGCAAGUAAAUAAUACUGAUGAUAGAGAGUAGGAUAACUGUUGUCACAUUUGAGGGUACCUCCAUAUAUUGCUACCCCCCCUGGCACAUGCUGUGUCACUCCUUAUACCUGGCACAUGCUGUGUCACUCCUUAUACCUGGCACAUGCUGUGUCACUCCUUAUACCUGGCACAUGCUGUGUCACUCCUUAUACCUGGCACAUGCUGUGCCACUCCUUAUACCUGGCACAUGCUGUGUCACUCCUUAUACCUGGCACAUGCUGUGUCACUCCUUAUACCUGGCACAUGCUGUGUCACUCCUUAUACCUGGCACAUGCUGUGUCACUCCUAAUACCUGGCACAUGCUGUGUCACUCCUUAUACCUGGCACAUGCUGUGUCACUCCUUAUACCUGGCACAUGCUGUGUCACUCCUUAUACCUGGCACAUGCUGUGUCACUCCUUAUACCUGGCACAUGCUGUGUCACUCCUUAUACCUGGCACAUGUUGUGUCACUCCUUAUACCUGCCUCACGCUGUGUCAUUUCUUCACACUGGCUCAUGCUGUGGCAUCUCCUCACACUUAUCUUUCGUGCCCAACCACUUGGGCUGGACGAUAGAGCGACGGUCUCGUUCCAUGCAGGUCGGCUUUCAAUCCCCGACCGUCCAAGUGGUUGGGCACCAUUCCUCCCCCCCCCCUUCCCCCGUCCUAUCCAAAAUCCUUAUCCUGACCUCGUCCAAGUGCUGUAAGUCGUAAUGACUUGGCGCUUUCCCCCUGAUAGUUCCCUCCCUCUCUUCCAUGACCCAACAGUAUAAUAUAAUGAAAAUAUAUUAUAGCAAGUAAAUAAUACUGAUGAUCGAAAGUUUAUUCACAGAUAUGCUGUGACUAUGUUUGAAAUAUAAAAAUUAUAUGUUAAAAUAUUAUAUAGAUUUAGUAGUAGUGUCAACUUAUCUUUUUCUUUUUAUGAAGAAAGUUAAAAUAGAUUAAUAUUCCUGCAUAUCGAUGUCUAAAUAUAUAUGCAAGAAUUAAGGUGUCAAAUAAAAUUUGACCUGUGCCUUUAUUUUGAUAUGUCAUUGUUCUUAAAUAUCUAGCUGUGUGUCGUAUGUAGAAUGCUUUAGGGGCAUUAGCCCCGUUAAUAUUAUAUAAAUUUAAUGUAAUUAGUUCCUUGGAUUCAUUAGGAAGUUUGAAUUGCUUGACAAUCAUCAUGUAAAAAAAAAUA
Molecule: messenger RNA, 2943 nt
Organism: Procambarus clarkii (red swamp crayfish)
Lineage: Eukaryota; Metazoa; Arthropoda; Malacostraca; Decapoda; Cambaridae
Product: ninjurin-2
Biological process (GO): cell adhesion; tissue regeneration
Cellular component (GO): membrane
Source: RefSeq, a predicted model, not a curated record